AUGGAACCGAGCAAGGCAACCCUCGAGAUUUUCUCCAGGCUGGAGCAGAAGUGGCUGUACCACUGCCAGGGGAAGAAGACGGCUAUUCUGAGCAUCGACGGCGGCGGAACCUCCGCCAUCGUCGCCGGCGCCGCACUUGUCCACCUCGAGAACCAGAUCCGGGAGAAAACCGGCGAUCCCAACGCUCGAAUCGCUGAUUUCUUCGACAUCGUCGCCGGCACAGGAAUCGGCGCUCUCCUCGCCGCGAUGCUCGUCGUCGGGGACAGCGACGGACGCCCGAUCUUCUCCGCGAGGGACGCCGUGGCCUUCCUGUCGGAGAAUCGGGAGGAGAUGUUCCGAGCUGCGCGCGGAGGCGUUUUCCGCCGGCGGAAGAGGUUUUCCGGUAGGAGCAUGGACACCGUUCUGAGGAGGGCUUUCCGAGGGGGCAACGGCAGGGAUUUGAGCUUGAAGGACGCGUGUAAGCCUUUACUGGUGCCGUGCUUCGAUCUGAAGAGCUUGGCACCGUUCGUCUUCUCCCGUGCGGACGCCUCCGAGUCGCCGAGCUUCGACUUCGAGCUGUGGAAGGUCAUCCGCGCCACGUCGGCUACGCCUUCGGCGUUCAAGCCGUUCGAGCUGACCUCGCUCGACGGAAAAACUUCAUGCCUGGCGGUGGACGGCGGACUCGUCAUGAAUAACCCCACCGCCGCCGCCGUUACUCACGUCCUCCAUAACAAGCGAGAUUUUCCGGGGGUCACCGGCGUCGAGGAUCUGCUGGUUCUGUCGAUCGGUAAUGGACCGUCGGCGGUGGAAAAGCGUCGUGAUGGAGAGUGCUCGACGGCUUCCAUCGUCGGCAUUGUCCUCGACGGAGUUUCGGAAACAAUUGACCAAAUGCUCGGAAAUGCCUUCUGCUGGAAUCCUAACGAAUACGUCAGAAUCCAGGCCAACAGCUCCGUGGAGAAGGCGGCCGCGGUGCUGGCGGAAAGAGGAAUAGAAUCGCUGCCGUUUGGCGGGAAGCGGUUGUUAACGGAGACUAACGGUGAGAGGAUCAGCGGAUUUGCUCAACGACUUGUUGCGCCAGGGCGGAGCAGCUUGCCGCCAAGCCCGUGCAAGGAAACAGCCGUUAGUACUCUUGUUAACGGCCGUUAA
Striga hermonthica is the source of this 1125-nucleotide messenger RNA. The record is from the annotation of a GenBank genome assembly. Lineage: Eukaryota; Viridiplantae; Streptophyta; Magnoliopsida; Lamiales; Orobanchaceae.